CCAGCCCUGCCGAGUCUUCCAACCUCUAAUUGUGUGUGUGUGUGUGUGUGUGUGUGUGUGCGUGUGUGUGUGUGUGUCCCAGGCUCCGUGGGAAAGCUCCAGCAGAGACGGAGGAGGAGAAGGAGAACACACCGGUGAAAAGUCCAGUCUGCAGCCGACACACGAGCCACCUGCCGCGGACUAUCUACCGGACACACACCGCUGGAUAUACAACUCCUGAAAGCUCCGGAGAAAAAGAUUUCACACUAGAAAAGUUGUUAAGAGAGCCUAUUCACCACUGUCCAGUUUUUUUGACACUUUUUUGGAAGUAGUAUUUGACUCAUUUUUGGGAGGGAUCAUUCAUUUUUUCCCAAUGUUGUGAGAAGGAAGGAAACUUACCUGAAACUUUGUCAUCAUCUCUUGGAUUAAACACACGGAAACAUCUCUCUAAAUCUUCCUGUUAAUACAAAAAUGUAACAAAACCGAUUCGUGUUCCUCAACAGAGCCUUUGCGGUGGUUUAAAAUAGUUUAAUUUGACACCAGGACUUCCGUAAAACCCCUAAAACAUCCCUGUAGGUAGACUAGUCCCUGUUGAUCAAUACUGAGUGACAGAUAUUUUAAUCUAAUUCACUCCUGUAUCGGCAUUUAUUUAUUUACUAUUUAUUAAUUCAUUUAUUCUCUAAAAUAUAUCACAGGGGAUAUAGAAAAAGUGUCUACCUUUCACUUCAGACGGGAAGAAACUUAUUUUUUUAAAACUUUAAUUAAACCUCCACGGUCCCCGGGGGAGAGGCAGACAUUCUCCCCGCCGUCCAUGCACCAUGAAGCGGCCGUGUGAGGACAGCAGCUCGGCAGAAAGUGACGCGGAGGAGACCAUCGAUGUGGGCAGAGAAAGCAUUUCUCCAGGAUACAUGAAGGCUUCCUAUAUGGGAUGCGGAUCACCAAAAACCACCACUCAAGUGAUGGCGAGGAAAAAGCGCAGAGGGAUUAUCGAGAAGAGACGCAGGGACAGAAUCAACAACAGUCUGUCGGAGUUACGGAGGCUCGUCCCCACGGCGUUCGAGAAGCAGGGCUCAGCUAAACUGGAGAAGGCCGAGAUUCUGCAGAUGACUGUGGACCACCUGAAGGUGCUGCAGGCCACUGGAGGGAAAGGUUAUUUUGACGCCCACGCUCUGGCGCUGGACUUCCUGUCUCUGGGUUUCCGGGAGUGUGUGACGGAGGUUUCCCGCUACCUGAGUGCUGCGGAGGGCCUGGACUCCAGCGACCCCCUACGCUCCCGCCUCCUGUCCCACCUCGGCUCCUGCUCCUUGCAGCGCGACGCCGCCGCCCUCGCCAUCAGCUCCUAUUCCCCACACCCCCAGCACCACCUUCAGCAGCAGCCUCACCCGUUCACUCACACCUUCCACCCCCACCACUGGGCCGCUGCCGUCGCCACGGCGGCCGCGUUCCGGCCUCCGGCGUACGGACUGAGCGGGCUGUGCGUUUCUCCGGACUCUGCGGGAGGCGGAGCCCCCCAGAGGCUGACGGAGGCGUCCCGCCGCAGCGUGGCAGACUCCACCACUUCUUCCUCCUCCGCUCACACCCCUCUCUCCGCCUCCCUCCUCUCUGCAUCGUUUCCCAUGGCCCUCCACGGAGGAUUCCCCAUGUUGCCUCCCACCUCCUUCCACUCCUCCACCACCGCCGCCACCACCAGUCCUCCCAUGUCUUCUUCUCCUUCCUCUUCGGCCCAGACCCCUCACAGCAGCAGCAGUAAGCCCUACAGACCGUGGGGAACUGAGGUUGGAGCUUUCUGACUGUUGACUAACCCUCAAACUCUUUUAA
This is a messenger RNA of Etheostoma cragini (Arkansas darter), 1797 nucleotides long. RefSeq names its product hes-related family bHLH transcription factor with YRPW motif 2 (gene hey2). The record is from RefSeq and is a predicted model, not a curated record. The coding region runs from base 798 to 1769 and encodes 323 amino acids. Gene Ontology annotation, cellular component: nucleus. The transcript is spliced from 5 exons. NCBI's taxonomy places the organism in Eukaryota, Metazoa, Chordata, Actinopteri, Perciformes, Percidae. Gene Ontology annotation, biological process: regulation of transcription by RNA polymerase II; anterior/posterior pattern specification; regulation of neurogenesis. Gene Ontology annotation, molecular function: DNA-binding transcription factor activity, RNA polymerase II-specific; RNA polymerase II cis-regulatory region sequence-specific DNA binding; protein dimerization activity.